Messenger RNA from Mercenaria mercenaria, 10470 nucleotides. Its product is annotated as leucine-rich repeat-containing protein 20-like. Gene Ontology annotation, molecular function: protein binding. The record is from RefSeq and is a predicted model, not a curated record. Lineage: Eukaryota; Metazoa; Mollusca; Bivalvia; Venerida; Veneridae. The coding region runs from base 124 to 663 and encodes 179 amino acids. The transcript has 4 exons.
GUUUCUCAUGUUUUUCAACGUAUGCACCUGUUUCAAUUCUUUUCAUUUCUUUAUGAUGUAAGAAGCCAAGACAAUUUGUAAACAUUGCAAGUUUCCUAAACUUUUCAAUAAACUUGAAACAUAAUGGCACAAGAAGUUGCUAGAGUUGCAAGACGUCUUGAAGCGGCAAAGGAAACUCAAGUUUUAGAUCUUUCAAAGUGUGAGCUCAUGAAGAUUCCAGAUGCAGUAUAUUUUAUGUUAAAGGACAGUGUUGUGAACAAAUGUGAUCUCAGUGAUAACAUUAUUAAGAGAAUUCCGUCCAAAUUUUGUACAAAGUUUCAAGCUUUAACAGAACUUCAGCUACAAGGUAAUAGUUUGUCUAGUCUGCCAGAGGAGAUUCGAAAUAUGGAAGAGUUAAAAGUGUUAGAUAUAUCAAACAAUAAAUUUGAAAGUCUUCCAGUAUUCUACGAGUGUCCAAAGUUGAGUACAAUCACUGCCAAAGAAAACAAAAUUACAGAACUUGAUUUUGAGAGAUUAAGAAAGAUGGCAUCACUACGGGAGCUAGAUCUGCAGGAUAAUCCAUUACCGGAGGAGCUUCAACAACAGUUAAAAGAUAUUGACAUGUUCACAGUUCAUAUAGGAGCCAGUGACCCUAUAGGCAAAGAACUGGAGGAGGUUGAAUAAUCAAAAUUAUGUGUUCAGUGCUUCCUUUUAACCCUUACCCUGCUAAAUUUCUAUAAUGAACUUGUCCAUCUUUCAAUUUAGACAAUAACAUUGACUGUUUAAAAGAGUGUUUACCAAAAAGAUACUGACUGAAUGGCGAACAGUGCAGAUCUUGAUCAGACUGCACAGAUGGACAGGCUGAUCAAGAUCUACACUGGUCGCAAAGGCAGAAUUAGUCGUGUCCAGCAUGAUAAGGGUUAAGCUUGACUAUGUUGAGAAUAAGUAGAGCUAUGGCACUCCUGUUUGUCUGCAUCCACUUAGGCUUCUGUGUCCAAUUUAGUUAAGUUUUUAUAUGUAAGCUUGUAUUUUAGUAGCCACUUUUGGGAAUUAGUUGAAAAUGCCCACACUUGUUCAGUGUGAUGGUCUUUAGAUGCAUGGAUUACAUAACUGUCUUUGCAUUUUUAUCUCAACUAUUCAAAGAAUGAGGAGAGGUAGUCUACUAUUCAAUGGCUAUGUUUGCAUGGCACCUUUUGCAUGCAAGGUCAUAGUUCAGUAACCAUUGCUUGCAUUAGAUUGAAAUUUUAUACAAGGCUCCCUAGUCAUCAGUCCUAUUGAAAUAAAGAAGUUAGAUAAAUCUUUAUUAAAUUUAGUUGAAGUUAUGGCCCUUGUUAGCCUUUGAGAAUUUGGUUUUGCAUGCCUUAAGCAUUGAAAUGUAUCUCAGUAGCAACUCUAUAUAUUGAAUUGAAUCUUCACACAGUGCUUUUAAUUAAGAUAUCAAACCUACUGAAAUAACAAAGAUAGACAACUACUGAAAUAAUAAAGUGAGACAAUUCUUGGUUAAAUUCAGUUAAAAUUACAGCCCUUUUUGAAGCUAAAAAAGUAAAGUUUUGCAUACAAUAAUCAAACUGUAUCUCAGUAACAGCAACAUCUAUUGGAUUGAAACUUCACACAAGACAUUCUUAUCCAACUUACUUACAUAGUCAAGUCAGGAAACUCAUAUUAUAGAUUAAUUCAAAUUAUUGCCCUUAUUUGACUUAGAAAAUAUGGUUGAAGUUUUGCAUGUAAGUUAUCAAUGACACAAUGAAAUACAUAUCUGAAAUAAAUUCUAAUAAGAUAACUCAUAUCAUAAUAUUAUGUAAGGCCUGCCAAGAUUGCCAACAGUCGAGCACUGUUGUAUAGACAGCUCUUGUCACAAAAUUAUGUCCCUUCGUCAACUUUACAAUUUUUAGCUCGACUAUUCAAAGAAUAGUCAAGCUAUUCUACUCACCCUGGCGUCGGCGUCACACCUUGGUUAAGUUUUUACAUGCAAGUACAUACAGCCAUCAAUUAAAGGCAUAUAGCUUUGAAACUUAUUUUUUCUUUUUCAAGGUCAAUUACCAACCUCUCUGGGUCAAGUCCCAUAACUCUGACAUGUAUUUUGAGCAAAUUAUGCCCCCUUUUGGACUUAGAAAAUUUUGGUUAAUGUUUUACAUGCAAGUAACUAUCUCCAAAACUAAUGCAGAUAUUGAUUGGAAACUUCACAUGUGUCUUCGGGGUUAUAAAACUAGUUGAUAGCAGCAAGUCCCAUAACUCUGACCUUCAUUUUGGCUAAAUUAUGCCCCCUUUUGGACGUAGAAAAUUCUGGUUAAAGUUUUGCGUGCAAGUACAUACAGCUAUUUCUAAAAGGCAUAUAGAUUUGAAACUUAUCUUUUCUUUUUCUAGAUCAAUUACCAACCUCACUGGGUCAAGUCCCAUAACUCUGACAUGUAUUUUGAGCAAAUUAUGCCCCCUUUUAGACUUAGAAAAUUUUGGUUAAAGUUUUACAUGCAAGUUACUAUCUCCAAAACUAAUGCAGAUAUUGAUUUGAAACUUCACAUGUGUCUUCGGGGUAUAAAACUACUUGAUAGCAUCAAGUCCCAUAACUCUGUCUUUCAUUUUUGCCAAAUUAUGCCCCCUUUUGGACUUAGCAAAUUCUGGUUAAAGUUUUGCGUGCAAGUACAUAUAGCUAUUACUAAAAGGCAUAUAGAUUUGAAACUUAUUUUUUCUUUUUCUAGAUCAAUUACUAACCUCACUGGAUCAAGUCCCAUAACUCUUACAUGUAUUUUGAGCAAAUUAUUCCCCUUUUUGGACUUAGAAAAUCCUGGUUAAAGUUUUGCGUGCAAGUACAUACAGCAAUUACUAAAAGGCAUAUAGAUUUGAAACUUAUUUUUUCCUUUUCUAGAUCAAUUACCAACCUCACUGGGUCAAGUCCCAUAACUCUGGCAUGUAUUUUGGGCAAAUUAUGCCCCCUUUUGGACUUUGAAAAUUCUGGUUAAAGUUUUACAUGCGAGUUUCUAUCUCCAAAACUAAUGCAGAUAUUGAAUUGAAGCUUCACAUGUGCCUUUGGGGUUAUAAAACUAGUUGAUAGCAGCAACUCCCAUAACUGAUAUGCAUUUUGGUCAAAUUAUGCCCCCUUUUGAACUUAAAACUCUUUUGAUAUUUAACCUUUUUGGGUCAUAUUUUCCUGCUUCUGGGACAAUAUUUCGAAUAGUCGAGCUUGGCUGUCUUACUGACAGCUUUUGUUUGUUUAGCGUUUGUAUAUAAGCUGGGAUCUCAGUACUGACAAAUGGAAAUGGAUUAAAACUCCCCAUACUUGUCCACUGUGAUGAUCACAUGCAGUUCACAGGUUCCCUUUUUCCACUUUUAUAUUUCAUUUAUUUAACAUUUUUGUUAGUGACAAAGGCUUUGAAUAGUCAAACAUUUGUCCUCCAACAGCUCAUGUGAUAAUAUGUAUGUUUGAUUUAAUUUAUUUGUAAAUGAUUUUACAUGCAAAAUGUUUUAGAAUAGCAUACAUUAUAUGGUUUGGCAUUGAAAUUUUGCUUUGUUUACGGUUGCUUGUAAUGCUUUAUGGAAUUUUAUUUGCUUAAAUCUUCAAAGAUUUGUAUCUUUUUAGCUCAUCUGAUUUUUUGAAAAAAAAUGAUGAGUUAUUGUCAUCACUUUCAAGAGCGGUUGUCUGCGUCGGCGUCAGCGUCUGUGUCGGCGUUGCCUGGUUAAGUUUUAUGUUUAGGUCAGCUUUUCUCCUAAACUAUCAAAGCUAUUGCUUUGAAACUUGGAAUACUUGUUCACCAUCAUAAGCUGACCCUGUAUAGCAAGAAACAUAACUCCAUCUUGCUUUUUGCAAGAUUUAUGGCCCCUUUUGUACUUAGAAAAUAUCAGAUUUCUUGGUUAAGUUUUAUGUUUAGGUCAACUUUUCUCCUAAACUAUCAAAGCUUUUGCUUUGAAACUUGGAAUACUUGUUCACCAUCAUAAGCAGACCCUGUACAUCAAGAAACAUAACUCCAUCUUGCUUUUUGCAAGAAUUAUUGCCCCUUUUGGACUUAGAAAAUCAGUUUUCUUGGUUAAGUUUUAUGUUUAGGUCAGCUUUUAUCCUAAACUAUCAAAGCUAUUUCUUUAAAACUUGCAACACUUGUUCACCAUCAUAAGCUGACCCUGUACAGCAAGAAACAUAACUCCAUCCUGCUUUUUGCAAGAUUUAUGGCCCCUUUUGGACUUAGAAAAUAUCAGAUUUCUUGGUUAAGUUUUAUGUUUAGGUCAACUUUUUCUCUUAAACUAUCAAAGCUAUUGCUUUAAAACUUGCAACUCUUGUUCACCAUCAUAAGCUGACCCUGUACAGCAAGCAACAUAACUCCAUCCUGCUUUUUGCAAUAAUUAUUGCCCCUUUUUGGACUUAGAAAAAUCAUUUUCUUGGUUGAAUAUUAUGUUUAAGUCAACUUUUCUCAUAAACUAUCAAAGCUAUUGCUUUAAAACUUGCAACAGUUUUUCACCAUCAUAAGUGGACACUGUACAUCAAGAAACAUAACUCUAUCCUGCUUUUUGCAAGAGUGAUGGCCCUUUUUAGACUUAGAAAAUCAUGGGUAGGACAAUAUUUCUAUUAUACAAAAAAAAUCGGAUGAGCGUCAGCACCCGCAAGGCGGUGCUCUUGUUUAUUCUAAUAUUAUGUAGAAACAUUUAAACCUUUACAUUUUCAGAAAGGAACCAUGUUACACAACUAUGAUAUUUGUCUUCAUAUUGAUUAUAUGCCCUUUUAUGUUCAGUGACAAAGAGUUAUACCCCUUUAUCGUACGAAAAGGUCAUGAAAUUGAACAUAUUAUUUUUUCCAGAAAUUUGUAUGAUGGUUCUUUCAAGCAUUACAAAAAGAGAGACUUUUUAUUCUUUUUAAAUAUAAUAAAAAAAUAAACUUUUAGUGAAUAAAAUCUAUUAAAGCAUUUUAUGCAGCCUUAAAUCCACUUAUAUAGAAUUUAGGCAGUUUUUCCUAGUACUAUCAUUUUAGCCUCACCAUGAGAAAACCAACAUAGUGCAUUUGCGACCAACAUGGAUCCAGACCAGCCUACACAUCCGCGCAGUCUGGUCAGGAUCCAUGCUGUUCGCUUUCAAACCCUAUUGCAAUUAGAGAAACUGUUAGCGAACAGCAUGGAUCCUGACCAGACUGCGCGGAUGUGCAGGCUGGUCUGGAUCCAUGCUGGUCGCAAAUCGUGGGCUGAGCGCAAAACUAUUGUAACUGUAUAUAGAUAAAGAACAAGAUACAAUAGUUUCGCGCUCAGCCCUCGAAAUGCACUAUGUUGGUUUUCUCAUGGUGCGGCUCAAUUUAUUAUAUUUGGUUGUUUUGACUUUCAUUGGCAUUGUUUACUGUACCUUGUCAUGAUAUAGUAGCAACAGUUUUACUUGUUAAAGAACUUUGUGUGUGUGUUUUUUUUAAAUAUUUUUAAAUGCGUCAAGUUAGGUCUGAACUUCAUUAAAUCCUUGUACUAAAACAUAUCUCUUAUGUAAAGAUACAAUAUAUUUGUUUGUAAUUUAAGUAAAUUUUACAUAUAUUACACUUUAGAAAAUAGUAUACAUUUAAAUUGUUGACUUACGAGAGUAUACAUUUACAUUGUCAAUAAAAUUCAGAAGAAACACAUCAUAGAUUUAGGAAAAAUUAUGUGUCAUAUGACAUUAUUUAUUAUGUAACACAAUUGUUUUUCUUGUGAACUUUUUAUUAGAUACCUUUAAAGUAGUGACAGUUGGUUAGUCUUUCGUUUGUUCUUACGUCCUAAGUUCUAACACAACUUGGAAGAUAUUUUUGAUAUGCAUGUCAGGGAUCAGCCUACAAGGCGAUUUGAGCGAUAUCGUCGCUUUAAAGUCGGCCACCUCGCCUAAUUAUCGCCUCCGGGCGAAAUCCAAAUCGCCGAGUUUUUCAGCCAGUUAUUAUCUGUUUACUGAAAGUUGCAAAACUUGAUGCAUAUUCUAGAUUAAAUUAUCGAUAAAUCCAUAGUCAACCCCGCCUACUCGCCUGUCAAACUUAAGCCAAUCGUAGCGUUAAUAUCUAACAGUGUCAAUCAAUAAUAUUGUCAGCCGCCGCCAUUUUGAAAAUUUUCAAUCGGCGUGUAAAAAGCCGAUAAACUUAACGAAAGCAUGAUUUUAUGCAAAAAUUGUAUAUUAUGCUUUCAUUUUAUUAAAGAUUACUUCAAAAAUUAUUUCAAUUACCAUAAUUACGGUCAAUUUCUGUAAAUGAACGGCUCGGGUACUGCGGAUAAAAAAUGAUUUCGCGGACGUCAGAACUGCCAUACAAAAUAUUGUAAAAAGAUCGCCAUUAACUACGAUUUUGGUUUUAUUUUCGAAAAAAAUAAUGAAUAAAUAAAUUAAAUGUAUAAAUCUGAACAAGUUGGUGCAAAAAUCGGGCAUUAUAAAAGUACGAGAAUCGAAACAUUAAUGAAAAUUUUCACGCCGUUUUGAUCGUGCACCUGUUAAAUUUACGAAUUUCGGACAUGUAAAUUUCGGAUAAAAAUUUAAAGGCGACUUUUUCAUAGCUAAGUUUAUACUUUAUUUAGAAAUUCAUGAAAAUGAUAAUGCAAGAAUCAAUUUCCUUAAAUAAUUACUGUUUAUAAGUUACAGCUAGACCCACAGAAAGUGGAUAUAUAUAGGCAAGAAACUUAACGCUAUGCCGAUUCUUCUCCUUAAAUUUCUCAACUUCUCCCUAAAUUCUGUGGAGGGAGAAGUCACUUCUCCCUAAAAUUUUGACCUAGUCUGAUCCCUGCAUGUAUUGAAUGUAUUCCUUUACUGUUCAACAGAACACUGAUGAAGUUUAGCCACAGUCAUGUAAUAGUAUUCUGUCUCAAUAAAAUGCUUCUUCUUUCUUUCUAUCUUCUGUCAAAUGGGAUGUUUGUGAUCUCCUGCAGUGGCUGUCAGGCUGGCAGCUUCCACUUAAGUUGACUUGGUUGUAAUGUUUAUGGGCAUAAUAUCUCAGCCAUUUAUGAAAACCAGCUGGAUUCCUCAAAUCCCUGUGGAGUUGACACCCUUCUAUUACUUAAAAUUGGGAAAAUUGACAGUGUCCAAAAUUGGGAAAAUUGACAGUGUCCACUCUCUAACAUGAGUAGUUCUUAGCAAAUCUACACAGAACAUGGUCACUAUGUUAAUGAGCAUAAUAUCUUAGACAGAACAAUAAUCAGCUUCUGAGUCUAACUCAAUUUGAGUUACAGCUCUUGGGUUAAUAUUUAAAAUUGUGAAAAUUGACACUGUCCACGUAAUAACUUAAGGAGUUGUUAUUGAAUAUUCACCAAACUAAAAGUCAGAAGUACGGUAAUUUGCUAUAUUGUGACAGUCUGGUACUCUUCUUACAAUACGUUUCAAAUUUUACAUAUUUACCAUAUCAUAAUGUUUUAGGUGCUUUUAUUAUAACUACAGUGUAGAAUAAUUAGAACUGUUAUGCAAGGCUUACCAGUCCCUGCAAGGAGACUCACAGGCAGACCAGACUGAAUUUCAUAUUUACACUUCUUACCAAAAUGCAGUUAAUUUUUCUGACAUUUUUUGUCAUUAAAAAUGAAUUUAACAUUUUUAGCUCAUCUGAUUUUUUGAAAAAAAAUGAUGAGUUAUUGUCAUCACUUGAGCGGUUGUCGGCGUCGGCGUCGGCGUCGGCGUCUGCGUCGGCGUUGCCUGGUUAAGUUUUAUGUUUAGGUCAGCUUUUCUCCUAAACUAUCAAAGCUAUUGCUUUGAAACUUGGAAUACUUGUUCACCAUCAUAAGCUGACCCUGUAUAGCAAGAAACAUAACUCCAUCUUGCUUUUUGCAAGAUUUUUGGCCCCUUUUGUACUUAGAAAAUAUCAGAUUUCUUGGUUAAGUUUUAUGUUUAGGUCAACUUUUCUCCUAAACUAUCAAAGCUAUUGCUUUGAAACUUGGAAUACUUGUUCACCAUCAUAAGCUGACCCUGUACAUCAAGAAACAUAACUCCAUCUUGCUUUUUGCAAGAUUUAUUGCCCCUUUUGGACUUAGAAAAUCAGUUUUCUUGGUUAAGUUUUAUGUUUAGGUCAGCUUUUAUCCUAAACUAUCAAAGCUAUUGCUUUAAAACUUGCAACACUUGUUCACCAUCAUAAGUUGACCCUGUAUAGCAAGAAACAUAACUCCGUCCUGCUUUUUGCAAGAUUUAUGGCCCCUUUUGGACUUAGAAAAUAUCAGAUUUCUUGGUUAAGUUUUAUGUUUAGGUCAACUUUUUCUCUUAAACUAUCAAAGCUAUUGCUUUGAAACUUGCAACACUUGUUCACCAUCAUAAGCUGACCCUGUACAGCAAGCAACAUAACUCCAUCCUGCUUUUUGCAAAAAUUAUUGCCCCUUUUGGACUUAGAAAAUCAUUUUCUUGGUUGAGUAUUAUGUUUAAGUCAACUUUUCUCAUAAACUAUCAAAGCUAUUGCUUUAAAACUGCAACAGUUUUUCACCAUCAUAAGUGGACACUGUACAUCAAGAAACAUAACUCUAUCCUGCUUUUUGCAAGAAUGAUGGCCCUUUUUAGACUUAGAAAAUCAUGGGUAGGACAAUAUUUCUAUUACACAAAAAAAAUCAGAUGAGCGUCAGCACCCGCAAGGCGGUGCUCUUGUUGUAUGUUACAUUUAGGGUGAGAUGAGUUUGCCUUUCUCUUGGCAAUCAUUCAAGGUUGCCACUAAGGAUGUCUUCUAGCAAACUGUUCUUAUUAAUGAUUCUCUAAAGCCGGAUUAUGUUCUUGGUGAAUUUUAUUUAAACAAGAAGAGCAUCAAGAUCAUUUUGGUACUUUAAAACUUUAAGUUCUUCUCAGCAAACAUGUUUUUUACAAGAAAUUUUCCCAGAUACAUUACAAUUUCAUUUAUCAGAGGUUUGACAUAGUCCAUAGCCAAAAUAAAAUACACUUUACUGUUUUGUGUGUGAGAAUGCUUUGGUAUAACUAUAACUGUUUUUAUAAUAACAACAAAGUGGAUGAUGUUUUUGUUUCAAGAUUCUUGGAAAAUUUACAGAUAAUUUCUACUUUAAGAUAUGUUUAUUAUUUGACUUUUUCAGUAAUAUUGUUAUUUAAUCUCUAAGUUUUUACACUAUUUAAUUCUUUCAAUAUUAACACAAACUCAGGGAAGAAUACAGUAUAUCUAUAAUUGUAUAAUUUUGUACAUACAUGCUUUGAUGUUGUGAAAUUUUUAACUCAAGUAUAUAAGAAAAAAUAUAAAUACAUGAUUUUAAGUAUGAUGGCUUCCUAUUUUUUACGAUUGUUUGAAUAUUAGAAAAAUACUAUAAUUUAUGGCCAUGAUGAAAAUUGUUGAUUCUCUCAUAAUUUACAGCAAAUCUAUUCCUUCAGUUUUGCAAAUGAAUUGAGAAGAAAAAUUUAAAUUCUGACACAUUUUUUAUUCCACAAAUUAGGAGGAUGAAAAUUUGUAAGUUCAUGGAAACAGCUUCUGUAUUCAUAAAAAGUACAUCAUGCUAAUAGUCAGUUUCAUAUUUAUAACCUAAGACUGUGUAACCCACUCAUGGGGUUGGUAUUAUUUUGCAUUGAUCCAUAAACUGUUAUUCUAUGACCACUUAUACAAGUUGUGUGUGACCUGUCUAUAGUUCCACUCUAAACGUUGCUGGGCUGAAGUGAAAACUUAAGAGAAAAACAUUGUGAAAAUUUAUUUCUGAAACCAUAUAAUGAAUCACUCUGAAUUUUGGCAAAGUUUUGAUUAUUGACUACAAGCAAUCAGUAAAUGUAUACCAAACACUUAAUUUUUAUACGCCUUCUCUGAAAGAGCGGGGGGUAUUAUGUGAACACCCAUGGCGGUCGGGGUCCAAAGCAUGUCUGCUCUCUAGAUCGAACAGUUUUCAUCCGAUCUUCACCCAACCUGCUGGUAAUGUUUGUGGGCAUAAUAUCUCGGCCAUAUUCGAUAACCAGCCAAAUCGCCCGAGGCACUCUUGGAUUAUGGCCCUUGAAUUACUUGAAAAACUGCGAAUUUAGACUUGUCCAAUCUGUAAGUCAAAUAGUUUUCAUCUGAUCUUCAUCAAACUUGGUGACACUGUUUUUGGGCAUAAUAUCUCGGCCAAGUUCGAUAAACAGCCAAAUCGCCGCAGGCACUCGUGGAUUAUGGCCCUUGAAUUACUCGAAAUCUGCAAAUUUAGCCUUGUCCACCCUCUUAAGUUGAACAGUUUUCAUCCGAUCUUCACCAGACUUGCUGACAAUGUUUGUGGGCAUAAUAUCUCGGUCAAGUUCGAUAACCACCAAAAUCUCCCCCGGCACUCUUGGAUUAUGGCCCUCGAAUUACUCGGAAAUCUUUUUAUGAUACAUAACUGAAAACGGCGUAUUUGUGACAGUCUGGCACUCUUGUUACCUAUUAUAGACCAAGUCCGUUCAACAAAUUAAAUAUCUCCAAUACCUAAAACGACGUCAAAGUUGAAGCUUUAUUUUUCUAAUGUACAACCAAGAUUAUGAAAUGGCUUUAUUUCACUCCUACUGCGUCAAACAUGUGAUAAAUGUUUUUAUUUCAUUCUUCAUACAUAUCCUAAGAUAUAUUUUAUAACAUGUGAUGUCAGUUUUACAUGCUAGUGCAAUAAAUGUUGAAUUAAAACGUGA